GCAACAUGGCUGCGUCCUAUAAAUUUUUCGAGGAAGAUGCUGUUUACAGAACGAACCGAAAAGGAGAACGCGAAUUUGGUUUAGUUUUAGAAAAUUCAGAAUACGUCAGUAGCGACGAAGAGGAGAAUGAUUAUGAAGAUAAUUUUGUCGUGAAAAAGGGGUUUAUUCGAGUGUCGUGGUACCCGAAAGGCAAUGAAGAAGUUGUGCCAGAAAAUAAGGUAAAACUUGCUGACAGAUCAGUGAUGCCGGGUGAUAUUGUCAGGAGAAUUUCUGGCAAAGACAUUCAGCGAGGCUAUUGUCGAGUUGUCACGGUUACAGCAGAUAUUCACAUCCUCGGAACGAAACUUGGCAUUAAACAUGUCAGCUCCCAGGACCUUAUACCUCUAGAGGAGUUGUGUGAAUAUACUGUGAUCGUGCUAGGGCCAUGGGUAGGAGUUAUCAGACAAAGCAAUAUCGAUGUCACUCUACGAUGCAGGGGUGGAUCUAGGUGUGUUCUAACCGGCGAACAGGCAUACGACCUUGACGAUCUCCGGGAUAAACGUAACCGAGACAGCGAGUUCACGGCGGGAGAGUUUUACGUUGGUCAGCAGCUUUGGGGAACAAUGUUUUGCUUUGAGCACGCCAGGUGGCUCUCUAUCACCAAGGGCAUGGCAGCUGCUCGAAAAAACGACAACAAGAAAGUCUAUGCAGUUGUGGAAGAGGUUCAACUUGUGUCACUAGAUGUACACUGGCAAUGCCGUAGCUUUUCAAAGGACGAUCGUGAAUUAAAAGACAUCAUGAUCAGUCCACCCAGCCAUAUCAUAGAGGGAGAUGACCUUAAAAGAGUGAAGGUAUUGAAUGCGUUCGAGGCAGCUCGCUUGCAGCUUGGAGACAGAAACUAUGUUGUUAUUAAGGACAAGGACACUAUAGUACCCUUGAAAUCGCUCCUCACACAUAAACCCAAGGCACCUGUAGCCGAAAGUAGUUCUCAAGCGACAGAAACUGAAAUGCCCAACGGUGUUCCUAGCAGCGAAGCCGGCACAAAUCUGGGAGCGAUCCGGGACUCGGACAGAAACGCCGUCAUGGCCGACGGUGACGCGGCCGAAAGCGGCUCCGAUUCCGAUUACGAGGACGAUGAGGAUUCCGACGCGGCGUCUGUGAAUUCCGCAACGUCGCAGAACUCGAACAAAAAGAAGAGCAAGAAGCACACGGUGCGCGCGCUGCUCACGAAGUCGCUGAAGAACAAAAAGCUGCGGCGGGCGAAGGGCCGGGAACAGGAGGAGGAAGUGGAGGAAGUCAGCGUAACGCCCGGCGUGCGGGUGUGCGUCGAGUCGCUGCGUUCGUACUCAACAGCUGAGCUCGUCUGGCAGGAUGGGUCCGUUGAGAAGGACAUUCCAUCGGCAAUGCUCUAUCCUAUAUUGCACUUGGACGAUCACGAAUUUUUCCCCGGAGACUUUGUCGUCGACGCCAAAGAGACGAACACCAGAAUGUACGGAGUCGUCCAGUCGGUUGAUCACCAGGGCCGCACCGCCAUCGUCCAGUGGAUGAGAACGUACAUUCCUUCGGUCAGCCAGGAGCCGGAGUGCGUAUCACAGACCACGGUCAGCGUCUAUGACCUUAAAGAUCAUCCGGACUUUCGAUUUCGACACGGAUCUUUUGUCAUAAGGAUCGCAAAUAUACCCGAGAACAGUGGAUGUGAUGCAGGCCAGGUACUGGAUAACCAGCCAUCUGGACAGGUCUUAAUUCGAUGGGCUGAUGGCAACGUGUCAACUUGCUGGCCCCAAGAUAUCUACAAAUUUGGUCCAGAUGAUGAUAGCGAUGGAGGCUGGGGAGAUGGAGACAGUGAGGAUGGGAGUUCCGACGACAGCUGGGAGACCGAGUCCGAGAAGUCGUUCACAGGCCAGGAGAAUGACGACCCGGCCGUGGUCGCAGGCGUCGUCACGCAGCUAGCAGCGAACAUCGAGACGGCACGCGCCGCCAUGUCGCGCCUCGAGGAGAUCUUUAUUCAGAAUCCGACUCUGCAGAGCAACAGCAUCAUCCGUCAGAUCCUUGACGUCUAUCGGGAGUGCCGACACAUGGACAGGUUGAUGAGUACGGCGUUCUUCCACGAGAGCCACUUCGAUGGCCUCAUCGCAGAGCUAAAGGUGAAGGCGCGGCAGCACGCAGCAUCCCGUGUUGCACAGGACGUGUUGCACAUGCUCAACAACCACGGCACCGUGACCGGCGCGCGCACCGCCGACCCCGACACCGGUUCGGCGGAAGCGCCCGCGGGAACGCCGGCGUCAGCUCGCGUCGCGACGACGGACAGUGAGCCGCGUGACGAUUCAGCCGCCGGGGUUGAAGGUCGCGCGAGGACAGCCGAGCAGAAUGCCGGCAUUGUCGAGAACGACAGUCAACCAGUGUCCCAGGUAGUGUCCGGCGGAGGGUGGGAGGAGGGAAGGCAACGGGUGAGUAACGGCUCCGUGUGCGCGCGCCUCUUCGCGCUUCUUCGACAGCAGCUGUUGAAGGCCCACGAGGAGGUCACCAAGCGGUUCGGCGUGAUUGGGGAUGCUCUGCUGAAGGAGGAGGAUGAAGAGGGUGUAGCGGAGAAGACAAAGGAUGGAGGCGUGGAAAAGGAUGCUCCCGCAGAGACCCAAGAGAGUGAAGCUGAAGUAUCGUCUAGUCAAGUAUCAAGCAGUCGAUGCGAGGAGUUCACAAUGCUUGAGAUGGUACCAGAUACCCAUAAGUUUAAACUCAGUGUCUUUCAACCUGUGGACAGCAGGAAUUUUUUCUCAGCUGUCAGGAGAGAGCUGAAACUCUUGCAGCAUCUUCCAGAAGGCAUUCUGGUCCGGGGUUUUGAGAACAGAAUGGACCUGUUUUCUGCAAUGAUUAAAGGCCCUAUCAGAACACCCUAUGAGGAUGGACUGUUCCAUUUCGACAUUCAGCUUUCGAAUGAUUACCGAACUCCUCCCGUAUUUCACUAUAUCUCCUACUGCUCAGACAGACUCAACCCAAACCUGUACGAGGAUGGCAAAGUUUGUGUGAGUCUUCUGGGGACCUGGUCGGGAAAGGGUACAGAAGUCUGGACAAGUAAAUCCAACCUGCUGCAAGUGCUAGUGUCCAUUCAAGGCCUUAUACUUGUUAAUGAACCCUACUACAACGAGGCCGGCUAUGAGAAGCAGAGAGGAACACAGCAGGGAGCGGAGAAUAGUCGCAUGUACAACGAAAUGGCCGUCCUCAAGCUGAUACAGUCCAUGACUCGGCUCCUGAACAACCCAUCUAUAGCAUUUAGAGACGAGAUCGUUGAGCAUUUCCGAGGAAGAGCGUUGAAGAUGAUUGAAAGAUUCGACAAAUGGUUGAAGAUUUCCCAAGCAUGGUCAUCUAGAAUAGCUGAUUUGACCUCCCCUGCAUCUCCUAGUUUGGAGAGCUCUUUCCUCAGUGAUCUUAUGCAAUCUCAAGCAGGAAAGCCUGGCGGACGCUGUGAUAGCACAUCGGAAUCGUGGUCGAUGCCUGAUUUUCCAUUGCUACCUGCAUCCCGCGGCUUCUGCAUUACUCUUGAGCGCCAUCUGCAGGAGUUCAAGGAAACCUGGGAGAGAGUAGGGUCUGCUGGUGCACAGAUACCUUCUGCUCGAUAGUUGUGCAUGGGCCACAUGUUUGCCCACUGUAACAGUACAUUUCUUCCCCUUAUUUAUAUAUGGAUUCUUUGCAUGCAAACCUGCGUAACAUCCUCAAAUUUAUUUACUGGUUCUGAUGCUGGAAAAUUCGUAGACGUAGCUACUUCACUUAAUAAGUUGAAAAAACCGUCAAUAGUCGAAAACCGAAACUCUUACCCCUUCCCCUUCCCCCCAUAACGCUGUGGCAUUUCACUCUCGAGAAACGGUUCCCUAUAGUUCUGCAUGUUGUAUCUUCACUUUCCAUAAGAAUUCUUCAUGUAAAUAAAUUGUAUGGGCAUGCGUUAUUUCUGUGAAGUCGGAAACAUGCUGUGCAAUGCACUGGUGUACAAACACCUAGCCCCCCCUCCCCCCAUUGCAGCACUAAAUGCCAGCAGACAGCUGGAGCCUGAAGAGAUGUGUUGAUAUUGACAGUGGAAGACUCGUUUCUCUCAUACAGGAACUGUAUGACGAAUAAUGCGUAGCUUUCACUCAUCUUCACAUUUCCAUGUCUUUGCUUUCCAUGCAGUGUUAAACCAGUAGGCACUUAAUAUUAUAUAUAAUUGUGUGGGCUAAACUAGCUACAAAUAAUAGUUUAUGCAUUAAUUACAAUUGUGCUUGGCAUAUUCAUCUGCUGUUAGUUCUAUGCUUACUUGUCUGCAUAGUUACAUAUGCUGCUGCAAUCAUAAACCACUCUGUGGAGUAAAAUACCUCUAAUUUGGGCAAAUAAUUUUCCAUCUGUCUCUGCAUAGUAGGUACAUGAAAGUAAAGAGUCCAUGCUUUUAUGAUCCUUAAACUAUUAUAUGCAAUAACAAGCAAAAAUAUCAUGUCAAUACUUGUAUAUGACUUCUUUGGUGGGGAAUAUAAAAGUUUUUCACCUGUAAAUGUUGUAAUUGAUAAUAUAGUAUAUACAGCUGCUCGCCAUAUUAAUUAAUUUUAACAGCGAUUAAUAGUGAUGAAAUGUUCAAAUGUAACUGCAGACAUCAGGCAAAAACAAUCGUUUUGCUCAGGAAUUUCAUCUAGUUUUAUACUGACUGUAACAAGUUAACAACAUAGUAAUAAUGUAGUGGCAUCCCGAAACACAAAGAUGCAUAGUGUGACGUAAUGCAUACAAGAGGUAAAUAAUAUUUGCAUUUUAAUUGUGCCAACAUGCUGAGCUUACGUUAAAACAUGCACACCAAUAUUAAAUAAACUCCACAAAUAUUCGUAUAAUAAACCGUCUUCAUAACAGUGAUUAGCAGCUACGUGCAGAUAUCUAGGAGUGUGAUGUGUUGACAGCUUUGGAUUUUGUUGUUGGGGGUAUUAUCUAUUCAGUUAAUUAACAUUUUAAAUCAAUGAAUGUUUGAAUAUUAGUAUGAUCCUGAUCCUAUGUCAUUAUACGUUAAGAGAUCUAGCUCAGCAGUGAUCACAUAGCCAGUCAUAAUCUCACAAACUGUAAAUUAUUUGAUAAUCGAUCAGUGAAAUGGGAGUGGUAUUCCCCAUGCGCAUAGCUGUGUGCUGGCUGCUUGAACAUGUUGCAGAUGCAUGGCUUCCGUUAAUCAUCAAUAAAUUAUGCUGUUUCGCAAAAUAA
This is a messenger RNA of Priapulus caudatus, 5178 nucleotides long. RefSeq names its product (E3-independent) E2 ubiquitin-conjugating enzyme-like. The record is from RefSeq and is a predicted model, not a curated record. Lineage: Eukaryota; Metazoa; Priapulida; Priapulimorpha; Priapulimorphida; Priapulidae.